AUGCUUCGAUACAAUGGCGGGUCAGACUUGCCCAAGUCAGAGUCCGAGGCCAAGAAGCAUAUUGCCAAGAUUCGCAAGGCCAGGGAUAAGGAUAAGAAAUCGGGGAUCGCGGGGAUGAUGGAUAAUGCCAUCGGCAUUUUAUCAGACGAUCUGUAUCAGAAGCCUUCACAUUUUAUCCUGGAGUUCCUCCAAAACGCAGACGACGGCCACUACGACACACCCGAGCCAACUCUGGCAAUCACCUUAGAAGACAACACUGUUCGCUUCGACGCCAACGAAGUCGGUUUUACCCGUACCAACGUUGAUGCUCUGUGCAGCUUGGGCUCAAGUUCCAAGGUCCAGUCAGACCAAGCGACUGGUCACAAGGGCAUCGGGUUCAAGUCCGUCUUUAAAGUUGCCGACAAAGUAUGGAUCAAAUCAGGUCACUACUCCUUCAAGUUCGAUGCUAGGGAACGCUUAGGAACCGUGGACCCCAUCUGGACCAAAUUUCCAGAUGAUGAGCGAGAAGGAUAUACAUCGAUCCGUCUCCGGUUGCUGCCCAAGCUGAAUCUCUCUGCUCUGGCUGAUGAGCUAUUCAAGCUUGAUGCGCAGCUGUUGCUGUUCCUCCGGAAGAUCCAAUGUAUAGAAGUCCACGUUAUUCCGGAGAAGGGUCAGAGGGCCCGGCCUCGCAGGGUGUUGAAGCGAAGCACAGAUUCUAGAAUUCCGGAUGGCUUGCAGCGAUUCACGUUGAUGUCAGACUAUUCAUCAACAUUCCUCGUCUCAAGUCAUCGUACCAUCAAACUUGGGCACGACAAUAGAAGGAAGGGACGGAAGCACUCGGACAUUCUCCUUGCAUUUCCAGAAAUGUCAUUCAGACAUCCGCCUACGGCGACUCAGAACGUCUAUUCCUUUCUACCCAUUCGGAACUACGGUUUCAAGUUCAUAAUCCAGGCCGAUUUUCUCCUCACUGCUAGUCGAGAGGAUAUUGACAACUCCUCUGACUGGAACAUCAAGCUGCUUGAUGAACUCCCCGAAGCCAUGCUCACAGCGAUCAAGCGUUUCAACUCCCGUCGUCUUUACGAUGCAUGGCUCCCGUACCUCAUCUUUGACCACGUCCAACCAGGCUUCUUUGAGAACCUUGGACAAGAUAUCCUCAGCUUUCUGUCGAAGCAGCCAAUCUUGAAGUCAAUAACCGGCGACCUCAAACCUCCGUCAGAGCUGACUCGCAUCCCGCUGUCCCUGGCGGACACGGACGGCAGCUCCAUGAUCCCUCGGAGCUUUUGCCCCUACACACUGGUCUCGUCAGAGUUGUCAUCUCAGUUCACAGGUGCACUGGAUGGCCUGGGGGUCAAGACCCUUUCUAGCGAUGAGUUCCUCAGUGAAAUCUCUUAUUUCAUCUCCAGGUUUUCCACGGUCUUUCAGUCUCAGCCUGCGUACUGGCACUCGCGACUCGCGUCCAUUCUCCUUCUCCUUUGCGGGUUACCGGAGUACAAGGCCCAGAUCGCCGAAUUACCCAUUGUUCUGCUCCAAGACGGUCGAUGGGUUACCCUCAAUGCGGGUCAACUUCUAUUGCCUCUGAGAUCCAGCGUCGGGCCAGUUCCAAAAGGAAUUUCUGGCAUGGAAGUCCACCGUGAUGUUGCCGAUAAUCCAUCCCGUCUUCGACUGAUUCAGGAAUUCGGGGCGCGAGAGUCUGGCCUCAGGAUGGUCUGCGACAUCAUCACCAAGGCGCACGAGGACAUGACCUUUGCCCCUCAAGACGUUGACACAGACGAACUUGUCUCCCACAUUGUCUUUCUAUAUCGUGCUCAAUGGGUCCGGACCUCGGUCUCUACAAAGAUCUGGUUCGUUGCAGAAGAUGGUAACCGUGAUCGAGGCCAUCGCAUGUAUGUCGACUCAAACUCGGAGUUCUCAGCGGGCGCUGUCUUCUUCGGAAACCAUAGAGCCAAGUUCCACUUCUUGCACGACAAGUAUGACCUCGCUUUCUCGAGAAUCCGAAGCAAUGAGAACCCGACGCAUUGGAAGAAGUGGAUCCGCGAGAACUUUGGUAUUGCACAUCUUCCCCGUCUAGCAUCGACAAUAUCCGAAGACAGGCAGAGCUUUAUCUUAUCGAGGGACUUUAAGUACCUGAUGGAUCACCAGUCCUCAAAGAUAGUCUUGGGUGUUCUGAAACACAACUGGAGUCACUACUCUCGAUGGAUUCAGGACGCACCCACUGACGCAACCGAGAAGGACAAGAAGCGAUCGAAAGAAAAACUGCGAUUCGAGCUGUCCUCCUGGCGUGUCCAAUGCCGCGGCGGUCCGUAUGUCCAUUUCCCGCUGAGAAAGACUUGUCUUCCACGCAAGAACGUACUUGUUGGACUCGGUCUAUGGGGACACGCAUCUGGGAUGCAGGGCCAUGCUCAAGGCUACCCCCUUCUCGACAUCUCUGACCCGGAGGAUAGUGGCUGGGACUUUUUGCAGCAUUUCGACGUCGUUACGGAGUUGAAGCCAGUACACUUCAUCAAUCGUUUGAUGGAUCUCCGACGAAGUGAUACCACCCGGGCCGCUGUCUCUGUACUGUAUGAUCAGAUCGUUGCUUGUGCGGAGGAUAGUCAGAUCGGGACCAUCAGGAAAGCAUUUGAGGAGUAUAACCUCAUCUUCAUUCCACCUACAGACCAUUGCCCAAACCGCUGGGUUGGCCUGGAUGAGUGCACCUGGGAAGGUUUCACCUGCCUGCGCAAGAUUCCUGACUUGAAGAGACAUUACCCUUCUCAUCAACACGAGACCCUCUUCCGAAAGUACCUCAAUAUUCCCGUUGCUAACCUGAAAACGCUCGUAUCUGAAGUUCAACAAGUCACGUCUUCCGACUCGCUAUCCUACCUCCGCGAUCUAUUCGUCACGACUAGCAGACGCAUGGAUGCCGCCACCUUGUCCGAGUACAACGAUGCAGCCAUUGUCAAACAACUAGGUGGGCGCAAGAUUUGGCCAAUCACGAAGUCAAGCGAUAGUGAUGGCUUUGAAAGUCUCAUGGCUAAUGACGAUGUGUGGUACAUUCCUGAUCACGGCCACUUGCGCGAGACCUUUUCAGGGAAACUGCCUUUCUUGGCCUUCGAUACCGCGACUCUUGCUCAGCUUGAGCAACUGUUGCGUCCAUUUGGCCUCGAUAGGCGGAUUAUCUCCAAGGCGGCAACUUCAAAGACGAGCACGAUGGGGGAAGCGCCUUGCAUGCUCGAGUACACCAAGGCACUUACGGCCAAAGCAGAACUUGUUCCUAUGGGCCACGCAGACAGGAGCACCAUCUUGCGCCGCCUUGGUGCGAUAUGCGUCUAUCAACCGCAGAAGGUGUCCGUGCAAUGGACCGUCGUCACCCAAGUCGCAGACAUUGUACAUGGCCAUGAAGAAUCUGGACGGGUAUCGGUGACGACCAAAGAAGACGGACUCGAUAUCUACCUCGUGCCUGAAGACUCCAACAUCUACUGCCCUCCGCUGGAACUGACGGAAGAGCUAGCGGCCUGUUGUGGCAUCACUAACCCUGAACACGUCCAGCUCUUGACGCACAUCCUGGUACAGCAGGAUAUCCAGCGGAUCUCGAGUGACCUUGAGAGGAAAGGUAUACCGAAUGAUCUGGAGGGAUUUGACAACACAAAUGCGAAGCUUCCGGAACCGGUAUCCGCAGAUGUCAAGGUCUCAAGUAGCUUUGACGAUCAUGUAGACCCUCUAAGCUCGCAAGUUCAAACAUUAUCAGGCAGUUACAUGGAACGAACCCCCUCUCCAUCCUCCUAUGUUGCGAGGACUGCUGAAUGGGAUGAAGUUCAGAAACGCUACAGGCUUGUUACUGUUGGACCUAAGACUAGGUCUAUCAAGUAUGGAGUUACGGCGUUGUCGGUUCCAGAGUCCUUUGCAUCAGGCAGCCACAGCGAAAAGGAAGACAAUUUUAUUGGCCAGCUCUACGUCUCAAGCUUUCUAAAAGAAGUUGUUGGCGACGGAUACACGCCCAGCAUUCACUGGACAAGUCCUCUCAGAAAUAUGGCAGGCCACAGCCCGUUCCAGAACGAUGCUCCAGAUACGUCAACAUUCACCGUGCAGGAUACGCAGGGACAGUUCAAGCAGUUUCUGGCACAGAAGGGAUUCCAAGGUAUCGAGUCCCUCGCAGAUUCUGUCAUCUUUCACAUCGAGACCAUCGUUUCUGAAGAGUCGUUGUACUCUGGCUUUACACUCAAUGCGCAUCAAGCGAAGAAGGCCGAAAGACUAUCUUUGACCCGACCGGCAAACAUACCUUUGACUGAAGCCUUCAUCUUGGCUGUCGUAUGUAAUCUUCAUGACGAGCCUCGAAUCGCCUUUUUCGAUGACCCAUGGCGGCACUAUCAUGGCGGAUCUCUCUCACUGGAAGCACCAAGCGGCUACUGGGCACGCUUCAACGAAACCGCACGCCCUCUCCAUGUCCGAGGUGCUGCAAACGUUCAGACUGUGUCGUCCGAGGAUUCUGGUUGCUACAAGUAUCGAGACCUACGUCCAGGGGAGAUGCGACUGUUCAAGCUCUCCCCUGGAACGGGCGACGAACCUCUGAAAGGUAGUGUCCACCACGUGCUGGCUGAUUCUGACGAAGAGUAUCAGGCUCUGUCCUAUGUAUGGGGCGACAUCAACUGUUCCCUGGCGCCACACUUUAUCGAGACUUCCGAGGGAGGGCUCCAAAUCAGCUUUUCGCUUCAUUCCGCGUUGCGAGCUAUCAGAGACCAAAAGACUGAUACAAUGCUCUGGAUUGAUGCCAUCUGCAUCAACCAGAAGAGCGUUACGGAAAAGGCCAUACAGAUUCGCCUCCUAAGCACAAUCUUCCAGUCUGCUACGCAGGUCGUGGCUUGGCUUGGCCCAGAGGACCAAAGUCAGAACGCCGACAUCGUAAUCGACAACCUCAAGAGCAUCACCCACUUUGCGCGGCAGUCGGAAUCCGCAUAUUGGUGUACGUUCUUGGACAGCAUCAAGACCAAGAACCAGUCUCGGGGUGGCAAUAUUGACACCUGGGCUGACUUGGAUGCCUUCUUGGCUAGACCUUGGUUCAAACGUGUGUGGAUCGUGCAGGAACUGGUGUUACCAGCCAAAGUCACUCUCGUCUGUGGUAAGUCAACGAUCGACUGGGAUGAGUUCUUUCGGGCAAUUCAGCUCUGCGAACGCGGGCUCAACUCGGGAGGUGGUCAUCACACCGACGAUGUUCUCGUCCUUCAGCACGCCAGCCCCGCGUACGCACUGGGGAUGGCACGAAAGUCACUCAGAGAAGGUCGCAACAAGUUUGGUUUUCUCCACUUGUUGGACAUGUUUGCACACUGCCAGGCGACUAAGCUUGUCGACAAGCUAUUCGCACUUCUUGGUCUUGGGUCUGACUGCAGUCAGCAAGAGUUCAACCCGGAUUACGACUCCACCGUCCAGCAGGUUGUUCAGAGGUACGCUACCUGCUUUGUGCAGCGAGGUCAGGUGAUGGACCUUUUGUGCCGGGCUGGGAUGAACAAGGCGUACGGCUUCUGCUCAUGGAUCCCCGAGUGGACAAGACACAGCUUCCCCCAGACGAUAUCCACAUGGGAUGCCGCAAAGGGGACCUUCUAUGCUGGCAAGCGGGAGCAUCCGACGGCUGAUAUGCAAACGACAUCUGACUCUAGCCUUUCGGUUUUGCAAGUCAGUGGUAUCUCAGUUGACAGAAUUACAUCUGUCGCCACAAUCAGAGAGAUUGGCAAGGACGGCGCCGACUACUCUGGUACUGCAGACGACUUCCGCAACUUGAUCGAGUUCAUCCAUUCAUACCCAUCUGGGGAGAGCAAGGAAGCCAUUCUUCUCAAACUCCCCAUUGGAGACGCUAGGAAGCCUCACUUGGAAUCUACCACAGAUAGGCUACGAGCGUACCGAGACUUCGUGAGUCAGGAGACACAUGAGUGGCCCAGCGACCUAGAAGAGCUCGUGUGGGGAGACAAGAAGAGAUCGCCCGAGGAGGACAGAGUGGUCAAGCAAUACUGGCAGACUUCACAGGCGUUCAUGAAUAGAAUCUCAAAGGCAGUUUUCUGCAGGACUGAGAAAGGCUACGCCGGUCUGGUACCGGGAGGAUCACAACAUGGCGACGAAAUAUGCACAUUUGGUGGCGGCAAGGCGCCAUUUGUGCUCAGGAAGCGCAUUGGGGCGGAGUAUACGCUAGUGGGCGAGUGCUAUAUACAUGGUCUUAUGCAUGGCUCUGAGAAUUUCCAGAGAGCCGAGGAGAGGGAAUUUUGCAUUGUAUAA
Fusarium vanettenii 77-13-4 is the source of this 6216-nucleotide messenger RNA. RefSeq lists its product as uncharacterized. NCBI's taxonomy places the organism in Eukaryota, Fungi, Ascomycota, Sordariomycetes, Hypocreales, Nectriaceae. Bases 1 to 6216 code for a protein of 2071 amino acids. The transcript is spliced from 8 exons. The record is from RefSeq and is a predicted model, not a curated record.